Delphinapterus leucas (beluga whale) is the source of this 1600-nucleotide messenger RNA. RefSeq names its product small integral membrane protein 48 (gene SMIM48). Lineage: Eukaryota; Metazoa; Chordata; Mammalia; Artiodactyla; Monodontidae. The record is from RefSeq and is a predicted model, not a curated record.
CCCGCCGCCGCCGCCAGCUGCGCCUCGACCCUGCCCGGAUCUGACCACCCGGAACAGGCAGACACGCCUCGCCGCGCUUCUCGCCAAUGGCUGACCAAUUCUUCCAGCGCAAACCCUGGGACCACGAGCAGCUUCGCCCGGACCCCGACUCUGACUCCGAAGGCCUGUUUGACAAGCCUCCUCCAGAAGAGCCCCCCGCUGUCCGCCGGCCCAAGUCGGCGGGGGCCGCGAGCAGGAAGGCCGGUCGGCGCACUGGUGGGAGGGCGCAGGGGGCCCGCCCUGGGCAGCCCCCCAAGGCCGCGGCGCGCCCCCAGCCCCAGGAGGAGGCGCCUCCACUGCACGAGGGCUGCUAUCUCGACCAUUUUCCGCAUCUCUCCAUCUUUAUCUACGCGGCCAUCGCCUUCUCCAUCACCUCCUGCAUCUUUACCUAUAUCCAUUUACAGCUAGCCUGAUUUGCUGGGGAUGGGCUCAGGGCUGAGGUGGGAGGGAAGGGAAAAGAAGGGCUCAGCAUUUUGUGUCUGGAGACGCGCCGCACCCCCUUCAUCUAGCUUUUGAUGCUUCUUUUCUUCUCUGCUUGUCACUACCUUUGUCUAACUAUCCAUCAGUAGGAACGUCCAAAGCAGCUACCGCUAAUGAAAUAAGCACCUGGGGAUUAGGGGCGGGAACAGACUCCAACGUUUAGAAUCUCGCGGUGCGAUUGAACCCCAUUUAUAAUGAGGAUAAUGUCCUUGGACCCUACCGCUUUGUGAGGUGGGGGCACGCAGAGGAAGCCUGUCAUUUUGUGUCUGGGGCGCGCACAGCGAGCCCAACCUCUGUUCUUUAAGGGGUGAGCCAGACCCGGGGCCGCCGCCUUCCAGAGACAGGGCCCCGCGGGGUGGGGGUCGGCGCCCUGGCCUGGGAUAAGCCGAAGCUCUGUGAUGCUGCAUCGCCCCCGGAGGAGCCAGUAGUGACCCCCGAGCUGGCGCAGUGCCCGGAGCGUGGGAACCGGCGGACCUGAGAGCGCAGGACACAGUGAGUUUGUCGGGGUAGCGCGCCACCUGCCCAGAGGCUUGAGCCCACCCAGACUGUGCGUUUCCCUGCCUUAGGGUUUGAUGCCGCUACCGAUGUCGGGCCGAGCCGAGACACAGCCGAAGGAGCUGUCCUGCCAGGAAGCCACAGUCUCGUCGUGUCCUGGACGGCUUGGGACCAACGGCUGUAGACCUCCAGAGACGCACGCCCAGAGCUUGCACGCUGCGCGGGAUGAGGCGCUGGGGUCUACAGGGGGCUGUCAUUGCUGUCUUUGGGGACCUGGGGGGGCUUCAUCCUGGCCCAGAGCCCUUCCAGAGCUAUGGGGCCCAAGAUGAAGGGGGUGAGGGAGUCUCUCAUUGAUAAGAAUUCGUGCUAGGAAACUACCCAACCCCUAGGGGUUUGUCGUCUCAUACCCAAAAGACCUAACACCAAAACGCACCUUGGCAGGCUAUUUACCCACCUGCCAUCUCUGUUUACACAUGAAUGUUAAAUGUCAGAACAUAACGCUCUAAUACUGCAUAUACUUUACUUGGAAAUAUCUGUAAUUAUGGUACCUCUGAUGGAAUAAAUGCUCCUUUUCCAGUCUCCUUUA